AUGGAGGAUGAAAAGCUGAGGACGAUACUUCAUACGGAAGAUGAAAUGAAGAAGAAGGGCACGAAUGUGAAUGAAGACGAUGAGGAGAUGAUCACGUCGGAGAUGGAGGAUAACAACGAUGAUGAUGAAAAGAUGUUUACGGAGAAGAGUAAAUCAAUCAUUCCUACAAAUGAUCAGAUAGAGAAGGAGAAGAUUGAAUCAUUCAAUCCUACAAAUGAGAUAGAGGAAGAGGAGGAAGAGGAGAAGAAUGAAUCUGUUAUCCAGAUUCAUACCGACUCAAAUAAUAACGGUGACGAUGAUCCGACUGAAGAUGUCAUAAAUCAGAAUAUUAGCACUCUUCUAAACAAGUUCCUAUGCUGUUUCGGAUUUAAUUUCAUUUUCCCUCUUUCGAAUAACAGCAACCUUUUGAACAACACCCACAGCAGAUGGUUUAAGUUCUUUUGGAAGACGUUCAUAACUAUUUUAGUGAUGUACACUGCAAUAAUUGAAACAUUUCAACUCGGUUUUAUGGAUAAACCGAAAGGUUUCUUUCUAUUGGUUGAUAGAUUGGGUGAUAUCGUAACACUUCUAACGGUCCAUUUAGAAUCAUGCAUUUAUUUCCGUCUUGCAGCCCAUUACAUGGAUCCAUCUAAAACAUGGAUCGGAGCCAUAGAUAGGAACUUUCAAGAAAAAAGUUUGGUUAGAAAAUACAUCAUUUCGGUGUAUUUGUCUAUCACAACAAUUACAACGGUUGGAUACGGGGAUUUGCAUGCUAUAAACCAGUGGAAAAUGCUAUUAGGCAGUUUAUACAUGCUUAUUAACAUGAUCUUAACUGUGUAUAUACUCGGUAAUUUAAGCAAUAUCUUCGUUCAUAAUGAACAAGACGUUGAAUACUUUAGACAUAUUGUAAUGGGUUCGUCUGAUUUGGCACGUAAUAACAAGUUGUCCAAAUCUCUACAUGAUAGGAUAAUGAGGCAGGUAUGGCACAACUUUAAAAAUGGUGCUGUUGAUGAACAAACGAAAAAUCAGCUUCCAAAAUCCAUUAGAUCCAGCCUUUCAGUCUUUCUUUAUAAUAAUCUAUUCCGGGAAGUCUAUUUAUUUGAAGGAGUAUCUGACAACCUCGUCUCACAAUUGGUUUGUAAGAUGAAAAUGGAAUUUUUUCCAGCAAACGAAUAUGUGAUAAAUCACUACGAUUCAUCGUAUAUGUAUGUUUUGAUUGAUGGAGGGAUGGAUCUUUUUGACAUUAAAGACAAUCUGGAGAAAAAUUUAGGGGCCGGUAAAAUUUGUGGUGAGAUCAAUAUGGUAUGUUCGGGAUUGCAUUACAUAGCUGCUAAGACAACGGAGUCCACCAAAUUAUUGCGAAUACACAGGUCCAAAUUUUUCGACAUAAUUAAAGCUAAUAUCGAUGAUGGCCCAAUAAUACUUAACAAUCUGAUCAAGCAUUUAAGAGGAACAAAUGUGGCAGCAUCAAACAAAAUUGAAGAAAAGUUAGACUGCGGACGUUUGGAGUUGCCUCUUCCGGUCUACUUUGCUGCCGAAAGAGGAUGUGUGCCUUUAGUUUAUAAAUUACUUCGAGAAAAUGGUGAUCCAGAUCAUGUAGAUUCUAAUGGUAGAACAGCUUUGCAUUUUGCAGCCGCCAAGGCAAAUGUUAUUAUGGUAAAGAUUUUGUUAAAAUACAAUGCUUAUCCUAACUUUAGAGAUGUUGAUGGUAUAGUUCCGCUUUGGAAUGCAUUGAAGACAGCUUCUAAUGAGUGUAUUAAAGCACUGGAAAGAGAUGGUGGAGAUUUAUGCCAAGGGGAUAUGGCUCGUUUCGUUUUUGAUGCGGUUCAAAGGAAGGAUGGAGAGACGAUGCUAAGUAAAGUUGUAUAUUAUGGUGGAGAUCUAACACUCCGUGACGAAAGUGGAGACACGCCUCUUCACGUUGCUAUUAGAAAAAGAAAUUGCAGCGUUGUUAAUUAUUUAAUGAAUCAAGGGGUAGAUGUUCACGCUUUGGACAAACAAGGACUGAGUUGUAUUAGUUUAGCUAAUCAACUCAAUGACAUAGGCAUCCUAAACAUUUGUCGUGGUAAAUUUGAAACAUGGACUAAAGACGAGCCUAGAGCUGGAAAUGAAAGCACAUCGUCGCUUGCGGAACAGAGCUGA
Messenger RNA from Impatiens glandulifera, 2121 nucleotides. RefSeq names its product potassium channel AKT1-like. Lineage: Eukaryota; Viridiplantae; Streptophyta; Magnoliopsida; Ericales; Balsaminaceae. The record is from RefSeq and is a predicted model, not a curated record. Gene Ontology annotation, molecular function: protein binding; voltage-gated potassium channel activity. Gene Ontology annotation, biological process: potassium ion transport. The coding region runs from base 1 to 2121 and encodes 706 amino acids. The transcript has 9 exons.